Danaus plexippus (monarch butterfly) is the source of this 1875-nucleotide messenger RNA. RefSeq names its product cytochrome P450 4C1-like. The record is from RefSeq and is a predicted model, not a curated record. NCBI's taxonomy places the organism in Eukaryota, Metazoa, Arthropoda, Insecta, Lepidoptera, Nymphalidae. Gene Ontology annotation, molecular function: monooxygenase activity; iron ion binding; heme binding. The transcript has 10 exons. Bases 274 to 1731 code for a protein of 485 amino acids.
UCCUAAUAAAAAAAUAAACAUUUUAAUUAUAACAAUAUUAUAAUAAGUAAUGUUAUUGUACACAUGAUACUUACGAAGAACACCUGACUACUUAUAAAGAAAGCGAUAAAUCAUAAUUACUUAUAUUUUACCGUAUGAACAUAUUGUAAACAAUGCUGAUGUCAAUAAAACUACGUAACUUUCCUCCCGUACAGCAGUUUGCUGCGCGGUUCUGAAACGAGUACGAUUGACUUAUGUUUAUUGUGAGAGAAAUUGUGAAAGACAGGACAUAAAAUGGUGAUCAUACCGCUCCUAAUUGUAUUGUCUUGUAUAUAUUAUGUUUAUUUUCGACGGAUGAGAAAGCCGUUGUAUGCAUUGUCUGAGAGCCUGCCUGAUACGGGAUGUCUUCCGAUACUUGGGCACACACACUGGUUUAUUGGAGGACCGGAAAAGAUUUUAAGUAACAUACUGGAGCUAGCUCAAUUGGUCGAUGAUUCUGGCGGUAUUGGUAAAAUUUGGAUCGGCCCUUCAUUAUACAUCGUGAGUUUCAAUCCAGAAGAUGUCCAAAAAAUUCUAGAGGGCUCCCUUCAAAAGGAUUCUUCGUAUAGAUUUCUUCAGGAUUGGUUGGGAAAUGGUCUCUUUGUGGCUCCAGUUGAUUUAUGGAAAAUACAUCGCAAAGUUCUUCUGUCUGUGUUUCACAAUAGAAUUAUUGAAGAUUACGUGGGUGUUUUCGGGGAACAAGGAAAAGUCUUGGUUGGACGACUAGAAGACCAAGUAGGCAAAAAGGAGUUUGACGUGUUCAGAUACAUAACUUCGUGUAUGCUGGAUAUCGUAUUUGAAACUGCUAUGGGGGAGAAAAUGAAUGUUCAGUAUAAUCCUGACACUCCAUACUUGCGGGCUCGUAACACUGUCAUAUCUAUAAUUGGAAUGAGGCUUUUUAAAGCCUGGAUGCAACCAAACGCCUUAUUUAAUCUAACAUCUUAUUCCAAAACUCAGAAAGAAAACAUCGAGGCUACACACAAGUUCACAGAUGAGGUAGUAAAGAAAAAGCGAACCUUAUUCGAGGCCAGAGAAAAAAUUGUAACACAAGGUCGAAGAGAUCUGCUAGAAUUGUUGCUUGAUAGAGACACGAAGUUUACGGACGAGGAACUCAGAGAGCAUAUAGACUCUAUUACUAUCGCGGGCAAUGAUACCACAGCUCUAGUUAUAUGUUACGCACUAUUGUUAUUGGGACAACAUUCUGAAGCACAGGAUAAAGUUUACAAUGAAUUACGAGAUAUAUUUGGUGAUUCAUUGAGAUCGCCAACUAAAGAAGAUUUAAAUAAAAUGGAAUAUUUGGAAAGGGUGAUAAAAGAGACAAUGAGGCUGUACACUGUUGUUCCAAUCAUCGGCAGAGAAACUCAAAAGGAGAUAAAACUCUCGAAAUGCACAGUUCCUGCGGGUGUGGGUUGUGCUGUGUUACUGUUCGUGAUGCACAGAUCGAAACGUAUUUGGGGCUCGGAUGCUGACACGUUCAACCCUGACAGAUUCCUCCCAGAGAACAGCGCAAAGCGUCAUCCCUGCUCAUACAUACCGUUCAGUUACGGCAAUAGAAAUUGCAUAGGGCGUCAUUUUGGGAUGCUGGCCAUGAAGAGCAUCCUUGCAAAUAUUAUAAGAAGUUACAAAAUAACGUCAAAGCGUUGCGAACGUCUGAAAAUAGAAAUAUUAUUAUAUCCGGUACCUGGCCACCUGAUAUCUAUAGAGAAACGUUAAUUAAUUAAAUACAUUUUAGUCUAAAUAAAACAAGGGAAGGAAGGCUGAAAAGGAGGCAAACGCUUUAAUCAAAAUUGUUUACGACUUAUAAAAAUACAACCAGAUUUUUAAAUCAAAUAAAUGUGAUUUAUGGAGGUGUACAAU